This is a messenger RNA of Plutella xylostella (diamondback moth), 1687 nucleotides long. RefSeq lists its product as uncharacterized. Gene Ontology annotation, molecular function: DNA-binding transcription factor activity, RNA polymerase II-specific; zinc ion binding; sequence-specific DNA binding. NCBI's taxonomy places the organism in Eukaryota, Metazoa, Arthropoda, Insecta, Lepidoptera, Plutellidae. The record is from RefSeq and is a predicted model, not a curated record. Gene Ontology annotation, biological process: regulation of transcription by RNA polymerase II. Gene Ontology annotation, cellular component: nucleus.
CAGUUGAUUUAUGGUUGAUUUGAGCAUUUAUUUUAGUCAAAUAGUCAUUUUAUUUCAAUUUUUCAACACAACAAUUUAUUGGAGUGUACUUGUUGUGUACUUAUUUAACAGUUUAGUUUAGGAAACGAUGGAAAACCGCGAGGCAGCCUUCAAUACUAUCUGCCGAAUAUGCUUAAGUGCAAACAAACGCGAUAUGGUGUCGUUAUUUCAGAAAAACAACGCCAAAGUACUAAGUUGUUAUGGGAUCGCGGUAUUGACAUUUGCUAAAGUAACUGUGAGUGUUUAUGCUUGAUACAUCCAACCGACCAUCUACCAACAAAUAUGUGCCAGGAUUGCCUAUUUAUACUCAAGCAAGCCAUCAGGUUUAAAAUAAAAUGUGAGGAAACACACAAAACACUUACUACCAUUGCAAAAAGCCAAAAAAAAGAUAAAAUUAAACAAGAAAUUGUUAAACAUUCAUGGGCAAUGGUUAAAGGUUUUAAUAAAGAUGUUAUCAACCAUGCAGAUAAAAAUAUAAACAGUGGAAAGGAUAAUGACAGCUCUGAUAGUAGUGAUGUGUGGAAUUCAGAUGAUGAAGACACAAAUACAGGGCGCCCUAAAGAUGAUGAUGAUAAUGAUGAAAGAGAUAAAGACGAUAUUAAAAACAUAACAGUCAAAAUAGAAAAUUAUGAUGCCUUAUUAGAUGAACUGGAACAUGUUUCUGAUCUACAGAGUGCAGAAACUACAAAAUUCCUAACCAAAAUUAAAACAGAAAAAGUGAAGACAGAAAAGGGACACAAUGGUAUACGAAUUAAAUGUUCACCUAAUAAAGACCCAACAAAAAAUGAAUGUGUUGAAGAUAUAUUGGAUGCUUUAGAGGUGUUAGCUGAUACUGGUGAUUUAGCUAAACCAUUAAAUGAAACUGUUACUAUUAAGAAAAGAGAUCCUUCAAAUGUAGGUGUUGAUGUUAAAACUAAUGAUACCAGAGUAAUAGAAGGAAGAGUAAAAAGUGAAAUGGGUCACACCACCCCACAACCUAAGAAAGGAAGAAUGAAACCUCAUAAAUGUGAAUUAUGCGAUAAAGUGUUGUCCAACAAAAACACAUAUCUUAAUCAUAUGCAAAUGCAUACUGGUUACAAGUACAUCUGUGAGAAUUGUGGCAAAGGCUACACGACCGUUGAUCACCUGAAUAUACAUCUGGUGCUGAAACACAACACCGGGACCUAUAUGCAGUGUGAACACUGCGAUUUUAAGUCUCCGAAGCGCUUCAUGCUAAUAGAGCAUCUGCGCCUACACUCGGGCGAGCGGCCGUUCUCGUGCGAACAGUGCGGGCUCACCUUCCGCCGGAGGAACAUCCUCGUGCAGCAUCGGAAGAUGCAUAUGGAGAAGAGUGUUAAGUGCGACCAAUGCCCGCGCACGUUCCACACAGUGGGGCACAUGCGUGCCCACCAUGGCAGCGUGCAUCGGCGGCGCCACGUGUUCGCGUGUGGAGCGUGUGGCGUCACGUACGCCAAGCGAGAAACCGUGCGCCGCCACGCCGCCGCCGCGCACGGCACCCACGGGGGGGAAACUAAGAUCAUCAGAAUAAACCGCAAUGACCCCAACUUCCCCGAGCAGUGACGUUGCAGCGAAUAUUAAUAUGUUAUAUGAAAGAAUAAUUCUGUGUACGAUAGUUUUCCAAUUUUUUGAAUAAAAAAUGUACAGAUUA